CAUCGAGCUAACAACCAACAGCAAUAAUUCCUCACCUGAGAAUAGCAAGUCUGAAGCAAACUACCGACAACUGACGACCAACACGGCCCACAGCUGCAUAGUAGAGGCUAAAGGUCACCAACAGUUACUAUCCCAUCGCCAACUCUUGGCGAUCGCCCAUUCCUCUGCCUAUAGAUCCCAUUCUCCUACCUCCAUAUUGGCUGCAGCACUCUUCCGCUGCGCCGACUCCUUUGCCAUGUCCGUUGCCAGUGACCAGGCACAAUUUAUCCGGCGCGUGGGUUUUCUCGAGUUGGUCCCUAGGAUUAGAGAGCUGGUCUAUCUCUAUGCUGGGGUCAUAUCCAAUGCAACCGUCCCUUUCGAUAAAGAAAACUCAAUCGAAAAGCGUGGACGAACAAAGAGGGUUAAUGAGCUCCGAGGACCUCAUCUAGAUUGGACCACUACACUGGCCUUACUACAGACAUGUCGACUGGUUUAUAGUGAAGUGUCCUCGCUGAUCUACUCAACAAAUCGCUUUGUUACUCAUACCCUGCUCCCUCUUCGCAAUCUCACGUCAUCAACACUUCACUCACUUUCAGUACUCAAGGUACACGUCCAUGCGGGCACCUGCGAACCGGAUCGCGACUAUUGCGAUCUUCUCUACUCGGGUUAUCACACCGGCGAACAGCUGGAUAGCUCUAUCCCUGCUGACGCACGAAUCCUGGAUGAAUGGGAAGCCACCGCAUCCCAUAUUGGCGGCGGUAUCCAGGCGGGAAAGCUCGAGCUAUUGUUGAUUUGCGAUGUCAAAACCAUUGAGACAGCUAACCUCGUGGUGGAGCCGCUACGACGAUGGCCACAGUUGUCUCGUUGUAGCAUUAGGCUUUGCAACAGGCCUGAUAGUGUCCUUAGUAACCUGGCAAGCACCGUUUCAAGGACAUUAAUGGGUUCGCUGGAUAAUAAUAUGCCAUUCAUGUUUCCCCGUUACCAAGAGCUGCCUUUAGAGCUACGACUGAAAGUAUUGCAAUAUACAGAUCUCGUAACCCCGUGGACUGAGGUGUCGUGGGAUCCUUCCUUGAAGUAUCACGUCGGAUCGCGUGCGUGUUGCACUGCUGGCACAAAAAGUUACCCGUUUUACGAAUUCAUAGAUCCCGAAUCUACUGCUGCCGAUUGUGUUUCCAACUGGACCGUUUCCAACAAAGACUACCGCAUGUUUGCUCACGCCUGGGACCCAAGGCACAGUAUAUGCCAGUUCCAACCCUGCAAGAGGAUGACAAUCUGGUAUUCAGGGACUGGCUGCUUCUGUAAAAAGUACCACGCAGCAUAUACUCCAAGUUGCAGUUGCUGGCAACCGCCGACACGCCUGUUUCUCGUAAGCAAAGCGUUCCGCGAGGAGGCAGCCUUUACCUUCUUUUCUUCAAAUCAUUUCAAUGUCAGGAUGGGCAGUGGUAAGGAUGCCGGACUUCACAUUAGCAGAAUGAGCUCUUUCCUCACAAUUUUAUCGUCCGCCAACGUGUUUCAAUACAUUAAAUCUUUGAAGAUCAAGUUUUCAGUUUUCAUAAACUAUUUGCGCCCGAAAUCCCCCCUUUACUCCUAUUCUGAGGCGCAGGCGGAAUGGAAGCGUACAAUCGCCUCAAUCAGUUCCAAUAGUAAUUUACGGUACCUGGAGAUCGAGACAGAUACAAUCGACUGUUCCACUGAGCUGUCAGGAUGGCCGAACAUACAUACGGAGAAAUUCUUUGAAAUAGCCCGAAAUAGCAUCGACCCAAAAUUCUGGGUUUUGCAUGGGGAUGGCCGCCCGCGAGGCACACGUCAGCUAAUGGUGCGUAUGUCUUGGUUUCUAAGUCCAUACCAGUGGGCAAAUGUCUACUAUAAUAUCCGGCAGGAGCACGAACCCUUACCUCUGGAGGAAGAAUACUGGGGAAAUAAGGAGCAUUAUGGGCAAACUUAUCGUGUCUCAUCCUGCCGCUCGCUUGUGAUAGAGGAAGCUAGCAGUCUCGCAAAAUGGGUCGAGCAAAUAUGGGUUUUGGGUGAUGAAGAGUUAGUCAACGAUCCUUAUGAUGGUUUUUAUUGAGUCUUCAGUUGUCAGAAGUGAGUGGUCAAUAUCUUCAGGGCGACAUUGGAUUAUAUCUAGUCACGGGAGUUGACACUUCAUGCUGUUCAUAGGUGGGUUUAUUCCAAAGAAAGGUCUAUUUAUAGAAUAUAAGGCAAUAAGCAACGAAGCAGAGAUUAAAACAGAAACAGAUAUGCACACUCUAAGCCUAGAGUAUGAACCUUUUGUGAUCGUCGAAUAUUCCGAGGCUUUGCUAAGAACUGCGAGGAACUGCAAAGUUACGCAGUUAGUAUAUGUUACAGAACCAAAUACUCAUAAAAUCUUUCUUGAC
Molecule: messenger RNA, 2357 nt
Organism: Xylaria bambusicola
Lineage: Eukaryota; Fungi; Ascomycota; Sordariomycetes; Xylariales; Xylariaceae
Exons: 2
Coding region: 236-2047 (603 amino acids)
Source: RefSeq, a predicted model, not a curated record